Molecule: messenger RNA, 615 nt
Organism: Naumovozyma castellii
Lineage: Eukaryota; Fungi; Ascomycota; Saccharomycetes; Saccharomycetales; Saccharomycetaceae
Gene: CFF1
Product: Cff1p
Exons: 1
Coding region: 1-615 (204 amino acids)
Source: RefSeq, a predicted model, not a curated record
AUGGAUAAGAAACUUUUAGAGUCACCUACAAUUGAUUCCGCACCAGAUGCAGCCAUUGAACUUGCAGCCUUCGUUAAAGUUCCAGCCAUUGAGCCUCCAACUGUACUAAAGCAAAUAAUCGAUGAUUGGCAGUUAAUUAAGCAUCCAGAAGGAGGCUAUUUCAAAGAGACUGAUAGAUCUCCUUUUAUCAUGGAGGUAUCUGACAAAUCCAAUGUAGAUACUAUGGUAAAGAGGAAUUACUCGACGCUGAUUUACUAUCUGCUAACACCAGACUCACCAAUCGGAAAGAUCCAUAAGAACGUAAACCGUAUAACACAUAUUUUGCAACGUGGAAAGGGACAAUAUGUCUUGAUUUAUCCAGAUGGAAGAAUCAAAUCCUUUAAAGUUGGAUUUGAUUAUGCUGCCGGUGAAGUUUCCCAAUGGGUUGUCCCUGGGGGAGUUUAUAAGGCCAGUUUCUUAGUUCCAAAUGAAGAAUUCUCUAAUGGGUUAUUAAUCAGCGAAGUUGUUGUUCCUGGAUUUGACUUUGAAGAUCACAAGUUCAUGACCGGCGGCUAUGCUGAGAUGGUGGAACUUGUAGGUAAGGAUAACGCCUCAAAACUCAAGUUUCUUCUUUGA